This is a messenger RNA of Musa acuminata subsp. malaccensis (wild Malaysian banana), 3017 nucleotides long. RefSeq names its product mitochondrial import inner membrane translocase subunit TIM23-1-like. NCBI's taxonomy places the organism in Eukaryota, Viridiplantae, Streptophyta, Magnoliopsida, Zingiberales, Musaceae. Gene Ontology annotation, cellular component: TIM23 mitochondrial import inner membrane translocase complex; mitochondrial inner membrane. Gene Ontology annotation, molecular function: transmembrane protein transporter activity. Gene Ontology annotation, biological process: protein import into mitochondrial matrix. The record is from RefSeq and is a predicted model, not a curated record.
ACCAUUCUGUAAUUAGAGUGAGACAAACCCUCGUCAAUUGGAACUCUCCUCACCCCACCGCCUUCGCCUUCGCCUUCGCCUUCUUCGCCGCCCCUCUCUCUCGUCGUGCUCCUUCCAGUUGGAACCCGAGGGAUUAGAGGCGCAAGGAAGAGUUCCGAUGGCGGAUCCAGGAAUACACGGUGGAGAUGACGUUGACCACCGCCAGGAUUCCGGUAACAGGCGACUCUACAACCCCUACCAGGACCUCCAAAUCCCUUACCGAACCCUCUACGACCUCCCGACCUCGCCGGAGUUUCUCUUCCAGGAGGAGUCCCUCGCCCAGCGCCGUUCCUGGGGCGAGAAUCUCACCUACUACACAGGAAUUGGCUACCUCUCCGGCUCCGUUGCGGGAGCCUCCCUCGGCCUCCGCCGCGCCCUUCGCUCCGCCGAGCCCGGCGACACGCUCAAGAUCCGGAUCAACCGGAUCCUGAACUCCUGUGGCCAGGAUGGCCGCCGCAUCGGUAACCGGGUCGGCGUCAUCGGCCUCAUGUACGCCGGUCUCGAGAGCGGGAUGGUUGCCGCGAGGGAUACGGACGACUGGGUCAACAGCGUCCUGGCCGGGCUCGGCACCGGAGCCCUCUUUAGGGCCGCCAAUGGGCCUCGAUCGGCGGCCAUCGCCGGUGCCAUUGGCGGCUUGAUGGUCGGCGCUGCUGUAGCUGGGAAACAGGUCUUGAAGAGAUACGUGCCGAUAUAGCAUUUGUGGAACGCCGGGAGGGUAUUAGAAAUUUGUGGCAAUAAGUUUCUUAGCACCAAAUUGAUCGACAUAUUAUAUCUUGUGAAAAUAGCUGCUCGCAUUUGGAUUGACGAGUAGCAUACAUCUGCUUGUUGGAUUUUGAAUAUAAGAAUGGAGAUCCCAUUGGCACUUAUUGCUGUUCAUGGAAGAGGGAGGGGAAGUGGGGAUCAAUUUGAUUUUGAUUAGUAGGUUCUCCUUUUGCUUCUGGCACUCCAUACCUUUUGUGAAACUAGUUAGAUUCUUAUCUUGCAAUGGAAUAGUGUUCAUGUUGUAUGUUGUCUUGCUCAACUGUAGAAAAUUAUGUUGCAUUAUGUUAUUGCACUUUAGAAAAUUAUAAAUAAACCCUUUUUAGGUAUCAAUGGAUUAUCUGAUGCAUAUCAGUCUGGAAGGACAUCUUUUAAUCAUGCUGAACCAAAUUGAAUUAGCUUUACGGCUACUCAAGACAUACUUGGAAUGAACUUUACGGGUGACAAGAUGUAGUCUUGUGUGAGGAUAGUUUUGGUGCUCUUCUUGUCGGAUGGUCUCUGGUCAUCUUGUGGUCGUUUGAUCUAGCAAAUAUGUGUGGUGAGCGAGUUGCUAUCUGAUAUAAAUGUUGGUUUGUGUCGACAACAGGUUACUGCUUCACAUAGCUUAACAAGUUGCUUAGAAGGAAAAGAGUCCAACUUAAAAUUCCUCGAUAGGAAAUUGUAUCGAAUAGGUGAAAGUUUCUGUUGAUAGAGAUAUGCAUUAUCGGAAUUUGGUACUGAAGGCAUCUCGUACUUGAUAAACUUUAUUUCUGUAGAAAUAAUUGAUUGCUCUUUUUUUUAAUUAUUGAUUAUAGGUGACAUUUGAGACAUUUGUUGUGUCAUCUUUUGCUUCCAAUGAAAGCUACACCACAAGGAACAAAAGCCUACGUAUUUUCUCUCCAUAGCUUCUUGUUAUGGAUGUUAUAUUUCCUUUUGAUUUUAGUUUUCGUUUUCCACUCAUCUGUUUGUAGUUCCCGUUCAUGCAGCCUGUGUUUCUUUGUAGUAACUUUGUCGGCAUCCAUCUGAAUCGUAUUUUUGGUUGUUUGUCCUGGAAAGUGAAUCACCUGGGAUCGUUUUUAAGAGUUCAACCGUUGCAAGAAUCAAGUUGCAAAGAUGGUGCAUAGACCAUCCUACCACUUGAACCUUGUAAUUAUGGUGGCAACUUGUAUUUGUGGGCAUCAAUACCCAUUGGGAAACAUUGGUUGGUAGUCAUUCACAUUAGUUAGGCUUCCUUACCUUUUAAUUUAAUUGCUGCACAUUCUGUUUGAUCAUCACUGUGUUGGGCAGUAACUUUGUUGCUGCUUCAGAAUAGCAUUGUUGAAGGUUGUUCUUCGAGUUAUGUUACUGGGUUCUUUAGAAGGAUGGCAUCGAACGACUAUGUAUUUUUCCUCAAAGCUAGCAAGUGUGUAACACAAGCGCUGUCUCUUGUCUGGACAUGAUAUUUUCUUUAGUUACACGUCCAUGGCAGCAUUAGAGGAGAGAAUAGUGUGACCACUCCUUUUUUUUUUUUUUUCUCUCUCUAAUUAUUUUUGUAGAGUUUCAAAGAUUGUGAAAGUGAAAGUAAGUUUGAACUAAUUGUUAAGGGCGGUUUUGACGUUCAUGGGGUGGGUUGCAUCAACUAGUUUUUAUGGUUUUUUUAUUUUUAUUUUUAAACGAGCUUGUAGUCACGGAGGUCGAUCCUUUUGUGUUAGGACAUGGUUGACAGUUCGAAUUAUUUGGGGUUUCUUUUGUUUUGUUUUGUUUUUUGUUUUUUUUUCUUAAUGUGAUUGUAGCAAGGAUCAUCAUUAUGGUGAUCUGAUCGGAUCGGCACGUAUCAGUCAAUAUCGGUGUGCGAUGUGUCGACCAGUCAGUCAAUUCCAGGAGAGGAAAAGUAAAAGAGGAAGGAGCGGUGUGCUAUGUGUCCACGGUACAUCGGGGAGGAAGAAGAAGGAAAAGAGGAAGAAGGAAGAGAAGAAAAAAAAAAAGAAGAGGAAGGAAGGAAGAAGAAAAAUGGUGGAGGAAGAGGAAAAAUAAGACGCGCACUCAGUAUGGUAUUAUGCGGUGAGGUCAUGUGAUCACUCACUGAAUCGGUUCAAGUUUGGAGUGGUAUAUAUCAUCCGUUUCGAACAGGUGAUUUACUGGAACAGCAACCCCCAUAAUGCACGACCAGCUCAGAUUUCCUCGAUGGUCGGGGGCUCUCAGCAAGACUUCCAUUUAAGCUGCGGCGGAGAGAGAGAGUGAGGUCUUAUUUUUCUACGUAG